AUGCUUGUGAUUAAUGCUAAGGGAAGGAAUUCUAAAAAUAGCAUGAAAUUUAAAUUCAAGUAAUUAGAUAGAAACUAAAAAUUUGUUUAGGUUUCAAUGGUAAUUAAUAGCUUUUUAGAGGCUACCUGUGGAGAAGGAGUAAAUAUACAAAAAAAUAAGGUAUGAUUGGUGUAAUAAUUACAAUUUAAUUGCCAGGAAUUAGAUAGAACAAAAAAUAGAAUGAAUGAAGUAAAAUUUUGUAAGAUCAAGAAUGAUAGUCAUUAAGAAUUAGCAUUAGGAGUGUUCCAAUAUGUUUAAAGGUAGGAAAGAAGGAGAAUGAUGAAUAUUAAUUUGAGAUUAUUGUGUGAGAAAUAUUUGAAUCGAAUUCAUGAGAGAAUGAAUGAUUUAAUUAAAGUAAUUAAUUUUAAUAAAUCAUCAAUGAGAAAACAGAAUGAGUAUGGUUUUAAUUUGUGGUAAAUAUACAUCAGUUUUAGAAAAUGCUGGUGUAGAAGGUCUUAUCUUAAGUUGAAGAAAGAAUUCAGAGUCAAAAGAAAGACAAUAAUUAUAAAUUUAAAUUGUUGUUACAACUAAUUAAAUAAAUAUAAUAAUUAUUUUUCUUGUUUUGA
Paramecium octaurelia is the source of this 605-nucleotide messenger RNA. Lineage: Eukaryota; Ciliophora; Oligohymenophorea; Peniculida; Parameciidae. The record is from the annotation of a GenBank genome assembly.